GAGUGUCCAUCCACCCACGACCUGCUGAACUCGCUUCGGCAGGUGGAGAGGAUGCUGGCGGUCCACGAGGCGUCGUACCAGCAGGGCCUGCGCUCGCUCAGGAAGAAGAUGAGCGCUCUGCACAACAGCACCAUGGCCAUCUUCAAGAGCGGCGCUUCCUGCCCCAAACCGGAGCCCCCCGCUCACGGCCGCAGGCUGGGCAGGGUGUUUGGCGUCGGACACGAGGUCCACUUCCUGUGCAAGCCUGGCUACGAGCUGAUUGGCCCGCGGACCAGAGUGUGUUUGGACUCUCUGCGGUGGAGCGGCCAGCAGCCGAUGUGCAGACGCUUCAACAGCACCGGAAACUCCCUGGCCUCCUUCUCUCCUGCCGCUCCUUCCUCCUCCUUCUCUGGCUCUGCUGCUCUGUCAGCAUCCUCCUCCUCCUCCUCCUCCUCAGCAUCUUCACCUCCUCCUUUCUCCUCUUUAGCGCCCACAUCCGCCUCCCCAUUCUCCUCCAUCCGUCCGUCUCACUGCACUCACUUCCUGGGCUCCACCCGCUGCACCUGUGACGUGGGCUUCACCAUCUCAGGCCGCGACAACAACAUCUGCACAGAUAUCGACGAGUGUCGUCUGUUUCCUCUCGGUCAGCCCGGUCGUCUCUGCGUCCAUCAGUGCGUAAACACUCCCGGCAGCUUCCACUGCUUCUGUCCCGCCGGCUACGACCUCUCCGGAGACGGGCGCAGCUGCACAGACAUCGACGAGUGCGAACACCGAAAUCACAACUGCACGGCGGAGCAGGUGUGCGUGAACACGUACGGAGGUUUCCAGUGUGUGAGGGUGGAGUGUCCGCACGUGAAGAACGCCACGUACAUCAAGACGUCACCGAUGUAA
Plectropomus leopardus (leopard coralgrouper) is the source of this 870-nucleotide messenger RNA. Lineage: Eukaryota; Metazoa; Chordata; Actinopteri; Perciformes; Serranidae. The record is from RefSeq and is a predicted model, not a curated record.